Microplitis demolitor is the source of this 1458-nucleotide messenger RNA. RefSeq names its product transmembrane protein 19. Lineage: Eukaryota; Metazoa; Arthropoda; Insecta; Hymenoptera; Braconidae. The record is from RefSeq and is a predicted model, not a curated record. The coding region runs from base 246 to 1268 and encodes 340 amino acids. Gene Ontology annotation, cellular component: membrane. The transcript is spliced from 5 exons.
UCUAAAUGUCACUGUACUGAGCGUAUGACUGCCAAAUAAACGCAUGUUUACACAUAUGUGGGGUAAAAAAAAUGCUUACGUUGACAUUUGACAUUGUUUUUGUUUUAUCAACACGUGAUGUAAAUAUCAAUUGGAUAAAUUGAUAACAAGUGUCCAGAUUAUGUAAAUGAAUGAAAUUAAAUUUUAUUUUACUUAUCUCAAGUAAGGUUAUAAUUAAGUGACUUAAUACACAGUAAAAAUAAACAAUGUCACGUAAUGACAAUAAAAAAUCAAAUGUAUUAUUGCCGGUAAUUGUUACUGCAUUUGCGAUACCUUUAUCAAUGUUAUUAUGGAUAAUAAACGUCAUGUAUUCAAUUAUUUCACCUGCUGAGCAUCAGACUGAAGAUCCCGCGGUGAUUUCACCCUGGAGAUGGUUAUCAGCGAUAGUAAUUCCCAUAUUAUUUUCCCUAUGGGGUCUUAAGAGACGUAGUCUAGAUCUAAGUGGAGCAGUACUGGGUCUGUUCGUUGGUUUUGUCCUGACGAUAACGAACUACGCGCACUUGGCGGAUCUCAUGUGUUUUUUUGUCACCUCAUCUCUGGCGACUAAGUUCCGUAUGGAUAAAAAACGAAAGCUGGAAGUUGAUUUCAAAGAAGGAGGACAGAGGAACUGGAUCCAGGUCCUGUGCAAUGGUGGCAUGGCACUGCAGCUCGCGUUGCUUUAUCUGCUGGAUGUCGGUUGCGGGGAGAGACCCAUUGAUUUUGAUAAAGACUAUCGUAGCUCCUGGUUAUCCAUUGGUAUUCUAGGAGCGUUUUCUUGUUGUAAUGGCGAUACUUGGGCGUCGGAAUUUGGGACAGCGAUUGGUAAUUCAGAUCCAUUUUUAAUAACGACCAGGAAAAAAGUUCCACGUGGAACUAACGGAGGAGUAUCAUUGGUUGGUUUAUUAAUGUCAUUACUUGGAGGAUUAUUAGUCGGUUUGUUUCAUUAUUUAGCUGUACUGUAUACAGUUGAUUCAGCAGUGCUAGAAAAUUCAGCGCCGCAAUGGCCGAUUAUUUUGAUCGCCGGUCUUGGAGGUUUACUUGGCAGCAUUUUUGAUUCUAUUUUGGGUGCGACGUUACAAUACUCUGGGGUAAAUGAGUCGGGUAAAAUUGUGGAGCGACCUGGUAAAGGAGUAAAACACAUUUGCGGUCGACAAAUACUUGAUAAUCACAGCGUCAAUCUUUUGUCUAGUAUUGGAAUCGCACUUACGCUUCCGAGGAUCGCUAAUUUUAUUUGGCCGUUUAUUCAUUAGUACUUUAAAAUUACGGACAAGACUGUAAUUAAUAGUUAUUGUUAAUUACAAAUUGAUAUUACAACAAUUUAAUACUCGGGAAUAAUUAAUUCAGUUGAAAAUAAUAUUUUUUGUACGUCAGUAAAAUACUUUAGCUGUAUAUAUUUUUUAAAUAUAAUAAAAAAUACUUUUUCUUGAUGAUAUAUAUUAA